UUCCGAAAGUGGAUUGUGUUGUGGAUUUGGUGUUUUGUUUUGUGUUUUCUAAAGUUGAAGUUGGUUUGAUCAUCGGAAUGGACAAGGCAAUUAGACCGGUGUUCACCUUGGAGCUGAACUAUAAAAUCAUACCGAGUCUUAUCACCAUCGGCAAGUACGAUGGCACGCAUCCGUGUUUAACGGCAGCCACUUUCGCUGAUAAGGUGUUGAUUCAUAGUCCGCAUAGGAAAACCUCGGUGAUAAGCGGGCGUGUGGUCUGGUCGGAAACAAAUCGCGAAAUCGCAACGCUGAAUAUUAAUCAGUCCAUCACCGCAAUCGCCGCCGGCGUUUUACUGCCGCAGGAAGACAAAGAUGUAUUAAUAGUUGGUACACCAACGCAUUUACUCGCUUAUCACGUCCACGACAAUAAAGAUAUAUUGUAUAAAGAAUGCGUCGAUGGCGUGAAGGCGAUCGCGCUGGGCCACUUCAGCGAUAACAAAACGCCGAUGAUUUUGGCCGGUGGCAACUCCACUAUUCACGGCUACGACCACGCCGGCAAUGAAAUCUUCUGGGUCGCCAUUGGCGACGUGGUGACCUCACUCAUACUCUUAGAUUACAAUAAGGACGGUUACAAUGAAUUGGUUGUAAGCUCGGCCGAUUUCAACAUCCGUGUAUUCAAAGGUGAUCAAGUGAUUGCCGAGCAUACUGAAACUGAAAAAGUCACUUCGUUGGUCGCGUUGUCGGAGAAUCGUUUUGCAUAUUCAGUGGCGAAUGGUACGGUUGGUGUAUAUGAACAGGAUGUGCGUCUUUGGCGUGUGAAAUCGAAGAACUUUGCUAUUUCGAUCUUUUGCUACGAUCUGCUCGGGCAAGGCUCGUCGCAAUUAAUCAUCGGCUGGUCGAGUGGGAAAAUCGAUUGCCGGUCGAUAAGAACCGGCGAGGUGUUGUUCAAAGAUGCGCUCAAUCAUGGCUGUGCCGGAAUUGUCGAAGGAGACUAUAGAUCAAUUGGAAGGGCGGAUCUUAUUUGUGUUUCUACUGAUGGCGAAGUCCGUGGAUAUACUACAACUAAAUCCAUGUCAAUUGCUCCCGGAAGUGGAGUGGAACAAGACACAGUACGAGAUCUCCUCGCCCAAAAACAAGUCCUUCUUAUGGAAUUAAAACACUACGAAAACAACAAUCGUGUGAACGAUGAAAUUGAAAAACGCGAUGAAAAUCUUGAACAUGGUAAUGUCAUACCAGCAAACACUCGCUUACAGAUUGCCAUCUCAACCAACGACAGCAAUAAUGAAUCGAGUUAUGUGGAAAUCUACAUAACUACCAACAAUCAUACAAUUAUCAAAGCUGUCAUCGUGUUCGCCGAAGGGAUAUUCAAAGGCGAGACACGCGUGGUCCACCCACAUCAAAGUCGCUUGUCGUCCGAGGCGCACGUGCGUCUCCAUCCGCCGAAGGAUAAUCCAGUUGACAUUCACCUCAAGGCAUUAGUCGGCUUUCCGAACAGCAGCCAGUUUCAUGUCUUUGAGGUAACACGACAAUUGCCACGAUUCUCGAUGUAUGCUCUCCUUGAGAACAAGCCUUGUCUUGCGCAGAGCUACGUUCAGUUUAAGAUCAACGAGCGCUUGCAGCGUAUCUGCAUGUGGAUUAAUCAGAACUUUCUGCUUACGAAGGAUAUCGAAGUGGAUGCGACGCCGGAUUUGAAAGUACAUCUUCGCUGUUUGAGAGAUAAUAAGGAUUUGGAGAUGCAUUUUGGUAUUUCGGGAAAAGUGCAGAUUUUCACGGAUAAUUUGCAGCUGGCUGCUGAUUUAGUACAGUCAUUGGCUAGUUUCAAUAAUAUAGAGACUUUAGAAUCCACAGCACAUUUCCCGGCUGAAGAACAGAAGAUUCGUGAAUAUAUCACGAAAUUAAAUGAGAUUCAAGAGGCGAGAGUACGUUUGGGUACUGAUAUUGCUGAUAGACUGGGGCAGAUUCGUGGGUUUAUUAUUCGAGGAGAAGAUUCACGGAUCAACGCGCCGGAUCAAGUUCCUCUUUAUUACAAUGCUUUGAAUAAUAUUAAUCAGGAACUUAUAAAUGGUUAUAAUAUUCGUUUGCAGAAUUAUAACGAAGGUGUUGAGACUAUGAAGAUGAUAAAUUCUAUUUUGCAAAAGUCCACUAGACUUAGAGUGGGGAUAAAAUCAGCGAAUAUGAUUGGUUUCUGCCGGAAUGCAAUCAAGAAUCAAAAUGUUGAUGGAUUAAUUAAAAUAUUCAGAACUGGAGAGCUUUAAAUUAAGGUUAUGAAAUGAUAUAAAAAUAAUAGAAUAUGUAUAAUCACA
This is a messenger RNA of Dalotia coriaria, 2282 nucleotides long. RefSeq names its product Bardet-Biedl syndrome 2 protein homolog. Gene Ontology annotation, molecular function: protein binding. The transcript is spliced from 10 exons. Bases 78 to 2234 code for a protein of 718 amino acids. Gene Ontology annotation, biological process: non-motile cilium assembly. Lineage: Eukaryota; Metazoa; Arthropoda; Insecta; Coleoptera; Staphylinidae. The record is from RefSeq and is a predicted model, not a curated record. Gene Ontology annotation, cellular component: BBSome; motile cilium; ciliary basal body.